AGAGAUUUACACCACCUGUACAUCUCAAACCGCUUCUUAAGCUCACUUUGAUAACAGCUUUUUGACUUUCAGUCACAGCCGGUGGAAAGACUGAAGAGAUGAAGUGCGUCACGCUCUUUCUGGUGCUGUCGAUGGUCGUCCUCAUGGCUGAACCUGGGGACGCCUUCUUUCACCACAUUUUCCGUGGAAUUGUUCACGUCGGCAAGACGAUCCACAGACUUGUGACCGGGGGAAAAGCGGAGCAAGAUCAGCAAGAUCAGCAAUAUCAGCAAGAGCAGCAAGAGCAGCAAGAUCAGCAAGCGCAGCAAUAUCAGCGCUUUAACCGUGAGCGUGCGGCUUUUGACUAGACUUUGUGAAUCUAUGGCGGUUCAUCUGAAAGAGCAGCUCUGAAACUUUGUUUUAAAUUAAAUUCUUGUUGCUCUUUAACUGAUAUUUGAACAUAUAGCAGUUAUUUGGAAUAAAUAUGCAUAUCUACAAAACUUGUCUCCCUUA
Messenger RNA from Morone saxatilis (striped sea-bass), 492 nucleotides. Its product is annotated as moronecidin. Lineage: Eukaryota; Metazoa; Chordata; Actinopteri; Moronidae. The coding region runs from base 99 to 347 and encodes 82 amino acids. The record is from RefSeq and is a predicted model, not a curated record. The transcript has 4 exons. Gene Ontology annotation, biological process: defense response to bacterium.